Sceloporus undulatus (fence lizard) is the source of this 1484-nucleotide messenger RNA. RefSeq names its product keratin, type I cytoskeletal 17-like. The coding region runs from base 51 to 1295 and encodes 414 amino acids. Gene Ontology annotation, molecular function: structural molecule activity. The transcript has 9 exons. Lineage: Eukaryota; Metazoa; Chordata; Lepidosauria; Squamata; Phrynosomatidae. The record is from RefSeq and is a predicted model, not a curated record.
UCCACGGCUUGCUUGCAAUCCUGUUUUGCUUGCUUUCCACCACCAGGACCAUGGCAGCUGCAUUCUCUAGCCGUAGCCUGUCUUUCUCUGGCAGUGUCCGUGGACCCAGAGGAGGGAGCAUGCUUGGCCUAGCCAAGCCUCGGUCAACCUCAAACAUCUAUGGUAUCAUGAAUGCCCUUCCACCCUCAGUCAAGGAUGCACUGGCCAUGCGUUAUGGCGCUGCGGAGACAAAUAUCCUUGACAUCAACCAAAAAGGCACUAUGCAGAAUUUGAAUGAUCGCCUGGCUGCAUAUCUAGAAAGGGUACGUUCUCUUGAGGAAGCUAAUGCACAACUGGAGCAGAACAUCAGGGAAAUCUAUGUGAAGCGAGCAUCAGCUGGUGGUCCAGAUCUGAGUGGUUACUUCAGUACCCUUUCGGAGCUGAAGUCUAAGAUUGAACAGGCGACCCUGAAUAAUGCUGGGCUGCUCUUACAGAUAGACAAUGCCAAACUUGCUGCUGACGAUUUCAGAGUGAAGUUGGAAUCUGAAGUGGCCAUGCGUCUGUCUGUGGAAGGUGACUUGAGUGGACUACGUAAGGUCCUGGAGGAGGUAAAUGCAAGCCGGGCUAGCUUGCAGGUGCAGGUGGACAAUCUACAAGAGGAACUGGCCUACCUUAAGAGAAACCAUAAGGAGGAAGUGACUUCUCUCCAGGGACGGCUGGGGGGCACUGUCAAUGUGGAAGUGGACUCCAUGCCUGGUGCUGACCUACAGAAAGUUCUGGCUGAGAUCCGUGAUCAGUAUGAAGAUGUUACAGAGAAGAACCGCCAGGAAGCUGAGGCACUGCACAAAGCCCAGUGUGAUGCACUCAACCAGGAGGUUGCUGUCAGUUCUGAAGCCCUCCAGGCUGCCCAGAUGAAGAUCAUAGAGCUGAAACGGUUGGCCCAGGCCUUGGAGAUUGAGCUACAGUCCCUCCGGAGCACGAAAAUAGCCCUGGAGGGUACCCUGACAGAGACUGAAUCCCGCUAUGGGAUGGAACUGUCACGGCUGCGUGAUCUGAUCUCUGCUAGGGAGGCAGAGCUGCUACACCUGAGAUCUGAUGUCCAGAACCAAGCUGAGGAUUACAAGCGGCUGAUGGAUAUCAAGAACAGACUGGAACAGGAGAUUGCCACUUACCGGCGCCUUCUGGAAGGGUCAGAUGCUGAACCACCACCUACCCCAGAGCCCACCGCAAGCCGUCGGGUGAAAACUCUGAUCGAGGAGCUGGUAGAUGGCAAAGUGGUGUCCUCUCGUGUGGAGGAGGUAGAGCACCCACUCUGAAUGAUGUUGAUGUGGCAUCCAAAGUAAUCACAGAGCACUGGUGGUGGUGAUGGUGAAGGGAAGCUCAGUUCUAUAUAACUUGUUCCCAGUGAGUUGAUUCCACUGCUAUAGACAUCAGUCUGCAAAUAAAGCAAAAUCUUUCCCACUGAAUCAAUUCUACACUAAAGAUAUCCAUCUGCAAAUAAAGCA